This is a messenger RNA of Musa acuminata subsp. malaccensis (wild Malaysian banana), 2136 nucleotides long. RefSeq names its product putative WEB family protein At1g65010, chloroplastic. The record is from RefSeq and is a predicted model, not a curated record. Lineage: Eukaryota; Viridiplantae; Streptophyta; Magnoliopsida; Zingiberales; Musaceae.
UCCACUGACGACGUGUAGAAUAAGACGACGCGGAGCCCGACGAAGCCGUCGCUUUAUUAGAUGCUCGACUUCAAAGCAUGCCGCUUUAGACUGGUAGUCGUGGAAGAGCUCGCGCGAUCCCGGAGGAACGCCCGCAAGUUUUGAUUCCAGUUUGUGACACCAUCUGCGUUGAGGUCUGCCUCCACCAAGAUGGCACAUAAGAACUCUCCUUUAAGUCCUAGCGGAAAAGGUAUGCGAUCCAAGUCAACCAAGGGCUCGCCUUCCUCGUUGGAUUCUUCGGAUUCAAGAUCGCUGAAGAUUAUGCCCUCCACCAAGAUGGCACCGUCGCCUGAGAAACAAAAUGCACGAGUUUCUGAUGUGCAACAACAGUUAAGAAAGCUUCGGGAAGAGCUGAACAAGGAGAAAGAGGAGAAGUCCCGAGCAAUCGAAGAGCUCACUGAUAUGAAAAGAAAUGUUGCUUCUCAAAGAAAUGGAGGUGAAAACAAGUUGAAGAUCGAAGUUUUAGAGAAAGAAGUACAGAAAGCAAAGGAAUCGGAAAGAAAACUGCUCGAAUCGCUUGUGUCUCAGACGAAACUGCUUGAGCAGACAAAGAUAUCUCUUGAAGAAGCCAAACUCGAGAACAGGUCCCUCCGACAGAGCAACCGAAGCUUGGAGAGUUCUGUAAACCUAGGUAGUCGAAGCAGUAGGAAGUCAGAGAAGCAUUUGUUGGGGAAUGAUCCUUUGCCUAUGAUUCAUGCAGAAGAGGAGAUGACGGUGCUAAAAAAUGAGCUCAAGUUAGCCACAGAAGCAGAAGAGAAAAGCAAGAUAGCCAUGGAUGGUUUAGCAAUCGCCCUGAAAGAAGUAACAACUGAGAACAAUCACCUCAAGAGAACACUCAGCGUAGCCCAAUCCGAGUUAGAAAAAGUACGAGCAGAAGCAGAGCAAUUGAAGUCUUUGCUAAGGAGCAUGGAGGAAAAGUUUCAAGCAGCAUCAGCAGAAUCCGAGAGACUGCAGUUUGAGCUUGAGGAAUCUGUUGCUGCUUGGAAUGAGAAAGAGAGUAGCUUCAUAAACUGUGUUAAGAUGUCUGAAGAUGAGAUCACCAAUGCAAAGGCAGAGAACGAUAAGUUGUUCGAAUCACAAAGAGUGGUCAGGGAAGAGAAUGCCAAUUUGAGGGACAUACUAAAGCAUGCUGUGAAUGAAGCAAGCAUUGUCAAAGAAUCCCUAGAGAUUGCCAGGAAAGAGAAUUCUCAGCUAAAGGAUCUGUUAGCUGAGAAGGAAAGUUACUUGCAGAGCUUAAAGCAAGAAUAUGAGUGCCUCAAGGUGAGUGAAGCUGCAGCCACCGAUAGUGUUCAGGGGUUGAAGAGCUUGUUUGCUGCAACAUCUACAAUGGACUCGAGUAUGUUAGUCUCUUCAAUUGAGAAUGAAUCGAUCAUGGUAAGUGACAGUAAAGCCAGUAAAUUUUCAUCGGAACGUUGGAGUAAUGGUAAUCCACGGAUUCAAAAGGGGCGUAGGCAUUCGAUCGCAGAACCAGGAACUGUGUAUGUAGAAGGAGGCUCACCAGAGCAGAAUGGUGUGAUAUGUGCAUCACUUAGUAAUGUGUCUGACCUCAGGGAUGCUUCCUCCAUUGUGGCCUACGAUGAGGAAACACUGAUCUCUGCUGGUUUCAAUCACACAGAUGCAAAGCUGAAAAAGAAAAAGACAAUUCUUAGGAGAUUUGGAGAUAUGCUGAGACGAAAACACUCUUACAAACAGAACUCAUCAUCUCUUUGAUUUUAAUUACAUGAUAAAAGUAACAACAGCACUGCAGCAUGAUUUGGCACUUUGUGACUGAUAGAUACGUUGAUUUGAAUGAACAAUUCUGCGUCAAGAUACAGUUGGAAACUGCUACGAAACUUUUGUUGCAGAUAAAAACAUGGUCAAGAACAUUAUUGUGGUGUUGGUUUGUAGUUAGCUAUACUCCAUAGAUUUUGAUAUAUAAGUUUACGACAGAUAUCAAACAUUAUUGUUGUCGAGGGUACUAUUCUCAAGUUUUCGAGGACAAGCAUUUACAAAACUCACCAUCCUUAAUAAUUUUGGUGAGUUUGCCUGUGAUGUUUUGUUUGAGUUAUUCUUUUACUGCAAAGAUCUUAUGUGUUCCCAAAUCUUUCGGCUUUAUCA